GAGUCUUCUUAACGAGUUAGGGUUUUGUACCUUCGUUGCUUUUCCUGAUUUCGGCUUUUGCUCUUUUCGUUUUGCCGUUCUUUCUUCCAAUCCUCUGUUUCCCUGUGAUAUCCGUGCUUUCUUUCGCGGGGUUGCUGAUUUUCGUGGUUUAAGGGAUUUUGUGGUUACCGGGCCGUUGUGCGUCUAUUUAGAUUUGGGAUUUUUUGCGUUCCGAGGGUUUCGACAUCUCUAAUUGAGGUAAAGAAUUCCUGCUGUUUCCCCUUUUUUCCGUUUGAGAUUUCUGGGUUGUGGCUGGGUUUUUGGCCGAUUUACCUCUUUUCAAGGGUGGCGUCUUCGCAGCCCGCUGUGGAACAAGCGUGAUCCAACUAAGAGUAACUGGUCGAACCCCAAAGCUGUACAAAUUAGGGCUUGCAGAUUCUCUCUUCGAGAUUUCUGAUCGCAUCGUAUCCAUUUGUCUUCAAUCGAACUUGGAUUUCGAUACCUAGGGCUUGAAGGCAGACGAAUUGGAAUCGCACUUUUAGCGGCUCCGCACAGAUUAUCCUCAAUUUCAGAGGCCUCAAGAUUUUCGAUCGGCGUUGUGGUUGAAAGGAAUUUCAGGCCUGCAGAUUCGGCAUUGGGUUGGCCAAUUUCAAAAUUAGGGCACAAAUGCAAUGCCAAAUCCAUGGAAUCAAACAGAGCCUAUAUGGGUUUUGGUACUUUGCAUUUGUAAUUGUUCAAUUCGAGAGGGAAAUGCGGGGAUAUGAUAGAGAUGAUUAUGGUCAGUCAGGCGACGAAUAUGAGGAUUAUGAGGACGAUGAGGAUGGUGAAGAGUAUGAAGAGGAAGAGGAAGAUCCAAAGCCUACCAAGGAAGCAUUGGCAUACCUUGAGUUGAGACAACGCUUGAAAGAACAAUUACGAAAGAAGAAAAGUGGUUCUUCUUUGGCCAACCCCAGUAAUAAAAAGAAGAAGCUCCCCUAUGACAAUUUUGGAUCUUUCUUUGGCCCAUCUCAACCAGUUAUUGCUGAGAGAGUGAUUCAAGAAAGCAAAUCGUUGUUAGAAACCAAGCACCUAACAUCCAGUGCUACCAACUCUGUCCAUCAUAACAAGAAGAGCUCUGGAUCAACCUCUGCUGGAUCGAAAUAUGUAUCAAAUGAUCAGAAACCCAAAGUCAUUAAUGAGGUUAAGAGUAAAGUACAAAAGAUCAAGGAUACAAGAGAUUACUCGUUUUUACUUUCUGACGAUGCAGAGCCCCCAGCCUCUACAAAGGAUCGACCACCUCAAAAUGUCUCUGUUCCAAAUUCUGAGGUGCGGUCUAGUCAAAUGGCGACAAAUAAUGGCAGACAUAUACCUUCAUCAAAUAAUGGCAGACAUAUACCUUCAUCAAAUAAUGCCAGACCUGUACCUUCCUCAAAUAAUGGAAGACAUGUACCUUCGGCAAAUAAUGGCAGACAUGUACUUUCAGCAAAUAAUGGUAGACAUAUACCUUCAGCAAAUAAUGGCAGACAUGUACCUUCAGCAAAUGAUGGUAGAGUUGUACCUGGCCGUCGUGAUGAAAGGAAACUGGUAUCUAUGAAUGGACAGAUGCAUUCUAAAGUGGGGCCCAAUAAGUUGAGUUCUGCCAGUAGACGACCCGAUUCAACAUCAAUGGACUCGAGAAGACAGCUUGGUAGCAUAGGUGGAAAUGGGCCUGGCCGGCCUCUAGAGACAAAAAGAUUACCGUCUAAGAUGCCUGCUUCAACCACUGAGAGGAAAGCUUCUACACCAGGCCUAAAGAAUCCCAUGUCUGGUGUGCCCAGACCACCUCUUUCAAAGUUGCAGUCAUCUAUUCCAAGGCAGCAGUUGCAACAAAAAAAAGAAGUACGAGAAUCUAAUAAGCCCAAAGUGUUACUGAAACAGUCAUCAGGAUUGUCAAGACCUCAGCACAUAAACAAGCCACAAAUGCAAAGGCAAAUCUCGUCACGUCCUAUGUCUCAAGAGCAUCCUCCCAAAAAGAAGCCUAUGAGACGGCACCCAGAUGAUGAUGAACCGGGUCUGGAUUUUAGAAGUGAGAUCAGAAAAAUGUUUCGUCAACCAGAAAGAUACGCUAGUGACGACGACGAUAGUGAUAUGGAGGCGAACUUUGAAGAUAUUAUGAAGGAGGAGAGACGAAGUGCGCUAAUCGCAAGAAGGGAGGACGAAGAGCAGGCUAGGUUGAUAGAAGAAGAAGAAAGGAGGGAACGGAUGGCUAAACAAAAUCGCAAGCGUAAGCUCGGUCAUUAGAGUGACCAGCCACAGGGAAGGGAAGUGAAGGAAGGGGAAUUUUUUUCGCUUCACUUGACAAAAAUAUAGAAAAACAAAAAAAUAAAAAAAUUUCUUUGGUCAAUUUAAGUCUCACCAACAUUGUAUGUUGCUCUUGUUAAAGCGGAGUUGAUGUUUUGGGACUAAAUUAUCCUGAAGCUGUAGGAGAUUUUUUUGGUUGCAAAUUCAAAUGUAUUUCCAGUGUCAAAUAAUGUAGAAUGUAGUUUUUUGGGUGCUGGAGAGUGGGGAUGAAGAUGCAUUUUGUGGCUUUAUUUUUGGUUUUGCAAGACUCCCCUCCGCCUACUAAUAAACAAAAGGGCAAAUCGUCAAAAUGGUUCAUGAGA
Malus domestica (apple) is the source of this 2600-nucleotide messenger RNA. RefSeq lists its product as uncharacterized. The record is from RefSeq and is a predicted model, not a curated record. Gene Ontology annotation, cellular component: nucleolus. Gene Ontology annotation, molecular function: histone binding; DNA binding. Lineage: Eukaryota; Viridiplantae; Streptophyta; Magnoliopsida; Rosales; Rosaceae. Gene Ontology annotation, biological process: transcription by RNA polymerase I; nucleosome assembly.